Molecule: messenger RNA, 165 nt
Organism: Dovyalis caffra
Lineage: Eukaryota; Viridiplantae; Streptophyta; Magnoliopsida; Malpighiales; Salicaceae
Source: the annotation of a GenBank genome assembly
AUGGACAAAUAUCUUAGUGCAAGGUUUUCUCGGCUUACCUACUCCCACAAAACGGCAGAAGUUGAUUCAAACACUAUACAUAACAAGUUGAUGACCAACGUUGCUGACCAAAAUGGGAAACCUAUUCAAAUUGAUUUGGAACGUCACAAAAUUCGUGUUGGGUGA